Molecule: messenger RNA, 1271 nt
Organism: Nycticebus coucang (slow loris)
Lineage: Eukaryota; Metazoa; Chordata; Mammalia; Primates; Lorisidae
Gene: MRPL1
Product: mitochondrial ribosomal protein L1
Exons: 9
Coding region: 57-1034 (325 amino acids)
Biological process (GO): translation
Cellular component (GO): mitochondrion; large ribosomal subunit
Molecular function (GO): RNA binding; structural constituent of ribosome
Source: RefSeq, a predicted model, not a curated record
UUCUUCCGCGAUGAAACGUAGGAUCAAUUUCGCGAACACCAUCCGGAGUGGUCAGGAUGGCGGCUGCCUUUGGGUGCUUUGGUAGGGUUUUGAUACAUCAUCAAAGGCAUUGUUUUUCUAAGAUGGUUUGUCAGACAUCUCUUUAUCCUUGUUCUGUAAACAUUCUGGGGCCCAACAGACAUUUUGCUGCUUCUACAAAGCCCGCAAAGAAAACAAAAAAAGGUGGUAAAGACAAAGCACAAGACAAAACAAAAGACGACAUAGAAAAAAUAAAGUCAUACUCUUACAUGGAAGAGGAACCUGAGGAUGAUGUGUAUUUAAAACGGUUAUACCCAAGGCAGAUAUAUGACGUGGAGAAAGCGAUUCCCUUACUUAAGAAAUUUCAAAUUCUUGACUUUACUAAUCCAAGGCAAGGUGUUUAUCUUGAUUUGACAUUGGAUAUGGCACUGGGAAAGAAGAAAAAAGUGGAACCAUUUGCCAGUGUUGUUAGGUUACCAUACCCAUUCUCUUCAGAAAUCAAUAAAGUUGCUGUAUUUACAGGGAAUGCAGAAGAGGUUAAAAUAGCAGAAGAAAAUGGAGCUGCUUUUGCAGGAGGAACUGAUCUGAUUCAAAAGAUUUUGGAUGAUGAAAUUCAUGUAGACUUUUAUGUAGCUGUCCCAGAAAUAAUGCCUGAGCUUCACCCAUUAAGGAAGAAACUGAAAAAAAGAUUUCCAAAGCUUAGUCGAAAUUCUAUUGGCCGUGACAUCCCCAAAAUGCUUGAACUAUUUCAAUAUGGACUUGAAAUUAAGGUAGAUGAAGAAAGGGAGAACUUUCUGAAGACCAAAAUAGCAGCAUUGAAUAUGUCGAGUGACCAGAUAAUUGCCAAUCUGCAAGCAGUUGUUAAUGAAGUUUGUAAGCACAGACCACUGAGUUUGGGUCCCUUUGUGGUGCGCGCUUUCCUUCGUUCUUCAACAAGUGAAGGUUUGCUACUAAAAAUGGAUCCAUUUUUGCCUAAAGAAGUAAAAACCGAAGAAAGUAAUAAAGAAGCUGCCUAAAUGUGUGUUGAAUUAUGAAAUUAUUCGUGAAUUUUGUGAAUUCACAACUUUAAAUUUGUGAAUUUCACGAUUACAUUGUGAAGAAGCAACAGAGAAAAUUAUAAAACUGCAUAAUUUCUAUGUUUGGUUUCUUGUUGUCUUAUCAUUUCUCAACCAUCAUACUUGAAAGUGAAUUUCAACACCGAAAAAUCUUACAACAAUUUCAAGAAUAAGAAAAUAAAAUUUUCCCUAUGUCUG